Messenger RNA from Ipomoea nil (Japanese morning glory), 483 nucleotides. RefSeq names its product exopolygalacturonase clone GBGA483-like. The transcript has a single exon. Gene Ontology annotation, molecular function: polygalacturonase activity. Gene Ontology annotation, biological process: carbohydrate metabolic process. The record is from RefSeq and is a predicted model, not a curated record. Lineage: Eukaryota; Viridiplantae; Streptophyta; Magnoliopsida; Solanales; Convolvulaceae. The coding region runs from base 1 to 483 and encodes 160 amino acids.
AUGGGAGUGACGGUGAAGCACUGCAAACUCUCUAAUACUCUCAAUGGCGUUAGGAUCAAGACGCGGCCGUCGUCUCCGAACGGCGUUGCCUCCGGCAUGCACUUCGAAGAUGUGAUGAUGGACAACGUCAGCAACCCAAUCUUUAUCGAUCAGCAAUACUGUCCCUGGAAUCAAUGCAAGACCGGCGUUCCAUCGAAAAUAAAGAUCAGCGACGUUAGCUUCAAGGAGAUCACGGGGACGUCGGCGACAAAGGUGGCGGUGAAGUUACUGUGCAGCUCUGGAGUACCGUGCAACAAAGUAGUGCUGAGCGAGGUGAAGUUGGAAUACAAAGGAAGAGUACCGUGCAACAAAGUAGUGCUGAGCGGGGUGAAGUUGGAAUACAAAGGAACCAAUGGCAGCGCCAUAUCAGAAUGUGACAACGUGAAGCCAACACUCUCCCGCAAAAAUUCCCAUGCAAUUUGUGAUGCCCCUAAAAAAGCUUAG